Molecule: messenger RNA, 390 nt
Organism: Knipowitschia caucasica
Lineage: Eukaryota; Metazoa; Chordata; Actinopteri; Gobiiformes; Gobiidae
Source: the annotation of a GenBank genome assembly
AUGAAUACGUCAUUUGCAAACGAUGCCCCUCAGAAACAGAUGACCCACGUGACAGCAGAUUGCACUACUCCAGGUUCUGUUGAUCAUUCUGACCAGCCUCAGUGCCACAUGAAUACGUCAUUUGCAAACGAUGCCCCUCAGAAACAGAUGACCCACGUGACAGCAGAUUGCACUACUCCAGGUUCUGUUGAUCAUUCUGACCAGCCUCAGUGCCACAUGAAUACGUCAUUUGCAAAUGAUGCCCCUCAGAAACAGAUGACCCACGUGACAGCAGAUUGCACUACUCCAGGUUCUGUUGAUCAUUCUGACCAGCCUCAGUGCCACAUGAAUACGUCAUUUGCAAACGAUGCCCCUCAGAAACAGAUGACACUUAUACCACAGAUUUUUUGA